AAGAAACAGUGUAUAAAUAUAAAACUUAUAUUUUUAAAAUAGAUACAUAAUUUAAUUUUUCUAUUUACUAUAAUGUUCAACUAUUAAUUAAUUUCUUUGUCUACUAUAAUGUUAAACUAAACUUAGAAGAUUAUUAUAAUAGAACAUAAACAAUAACAUUUUAUGUAUUCGUAAUCUUCUAAAUUAUCUUGAUUUUUGAAUUGUAUUAUUUUUUAACAAUAUCAAUUUCAAGUAAAGAGUUUGUUUGUUUUUUAAAGUUUAUACAAUUUUUUAGAUAUUAAAUAGAUAUUAAAUUUUUAAAUAACUAGAAUGUUCCAGCAAAAAUUAUGUAAAAAAAUACUUCCUUGUAUACCAAAAUGUUAUUGGUCAAGGAUCAAUCAAAUUUCAAAUAAUUAUGUGAAAGAUGACAGUAGUAAUUCUGAAGCAUCAAAUGUAGAUCAAUUGAAACAAAAUUCUUCACAAUGUUCAUAUAAGACACAAGAAGUGUUACAUUUACUUGAAGAAGCUGCAACAUUUGAAGGUGUCAAGGAUAAAAAUUGGAUGACAACUCCAUACCCUAAAGAUAUUCCAUUAGAUUACAAUGAAGAUACAAAAUCGAGUAUUGAUCCAAAAAAUACCUCUGUUUUAUUAUUUCCUGGUCAAGGUACCAUCAAAGUUGGCAUGGUUAAAAAAUAUAUGAAUUAUCCUGGUGCUAAAGAACUUUUUGAAAUAACUAAUGAAAUAACUAAUUAUGAUUUAUUGAAACUUUGUUUGAAUGGCCCACAAAAGGAAUUAAAUCGAACUGAAUUUAAUCAAGCUGCUACAGUAGUAUCAUCUUUGGUUGCAUUAGAAAAAAUUCGAGCAGAAGAUCCUAAAGUAUUUGAAACAUGUGUUGCUGCAGCAGGUUAUAGCGUAGGAGAGAUAACUGCUUUAAUUCUUUCUGGUAUUAUAACUUUUGAAGAUGGAAUUCGAUUAGCAUGGACUAGAGGAAAAGCUAUGCAACAUGCAUCAAAUUUAGUGCCUCAGGGAAUGUUAUCUGUAGUUCAUACACCAAAAACACAACUUUCAAAAGCAUGUACUGAAGCAGAAAACUGGGCAAAGGACAUAGGUAUUGAAAAUCCAAUAUGCAGGACUGCUAUUUUUCUAUGUUCAGAAAGAAAAAUAAUAGCAGGAAAUGUAGAAGCAUUGGAUUAUCUUGAAAAUCAUAAAACACAAUUUGGCCUAACUAAUUUGUCCAGAUUACCUGUAUCAGGAGCAUUUCACACACCAUUGAUGGAACCUGCUUUAAAGGCAAUCGGUAAAAUAUUGGGUUCAAUAGAAAUAAAUGAACCUAGGUGUAAAGUAUAUUCUAAUUAUAAAGCUGUGCCAUAUACUAACUUACGAUAUGUGAAAAAAUACAUAUUGAAACAAACUGUAUCACCAGUCAGAUGGGAACAAUGUUUACAAAACAUAUAUAAUAGACCUGAUGGAACACCAUUUCCACAAACGUACGAUAUAGGAUCAGAUGGAAGAAUGAGAAUCAUUUUAAAAUUAAUUAAUGCAAAAGCAAGUAGGUCAUGUACUGUAAUUUAAAAUAUACGUAAAAUCUCGCUUUUAAUAUGUAAUUUUCCUUAUAAGUUUUCGUUUUACUUUUUCAUUUGUUAAUAUGUACAUAAUGUUAAAAGAAUUAUAAAUAAAUUUGAAAAAUGUAAAAAUUGUAAUAUUAUAUUUAUAUAUAAUACAUUUAAAUAGUAU
Heterotrigona itama is the source of this 1713-nucleotide messenger RNA. The record is from the annotation of a GenBank genome assembly. NCBI's taxonomy places the organism in Eukaryota, Metazoa, Arthropoda, Insecta, Hymenoptera, Apidae.